UAAACAAUUCGGAGAAAUGUCAAAAAUUACAAUUGGAAAAAGAAUGAAAACAUCGUGAAGUGCAGCAAAAAAGCCAAACAUCUGAAUUUUGUGUGCGAAUUUUUGUUUGUUGUUUUAUUGAAUUGAAGUAUUUAUUCGAAAACUGGGAUUAUAAUACAAAUGGGAAAAGAAGUUAAUGAUGUAAAACUCGCGAAACUUUGGGGCAAAUAGUGAAAAUACCACUAAAAAUUGCGCAAUAGCGUGUGAGAUGUUGAAAAAAAACUGUAAAGAAGACAACAACACUCAACUAAACGAAGCAAGAACGAGCACCAUUAAAACCCAACAUUAGUGGGUGCAUACCCUCCUCAUAAGUGUUAAAUCAGACACCAAUUGUGAUUUCUUUUUAAAUUUAAACAUAUACUAGCACAUAAAUUUCUAGAAAAUUUUGACACAACUCUGUUAGAAGGCGUUGUGUUUAGCACAGGUGUGGAGUGUGUGUGGGCGUGGAAGUUCUACAACGGCUUACACCACUCUCUUCAUUAUACAUCAGAAAACGUGCUAACUAAGAAAGUAACUACUCAGUUAUGGAAGUAAAAGAAGUUUUAAAUCGUGAGGGACGUGAUGCGAAAAAUUUGCUUGUCUAUCAAUUUUGUGAAGAGCAACCACCCGCCGAUGGUUGUCCAAAUGUUACUGGUAUUACCUCACCGUCAUUAAAUAUACGUAAACCACCAGUAGCACCUUCCAAAUCGCCAAACUCGCUCAAGAAUGUGCUAUCGCCAGUUCGUUCAGCAAAAAUGUCGAAUACAGGACCGCGUGUGCGAAGCGCUUCAACGGGACGUGACAAAAAGUCGGAGCUGCAGGCCCGUUAUUGGGCUCUGUUAUUUGGCAAUUUACAACGUGCUGUUAACGAAAUCUACCAAACGGUCGAAUGUUGUGAGAACAUUUCGUGGUGCCAAGAGGCGAUUCUAGUGCUAGAAAAUUAUGUACGCGAUUUUAAGGCGUUAAGUGAGUGGUUCAAAGUUUCUUGGGAUUAUGAGUCACGUCCACUGCAACAGCGUCCGCAAUCACUCGCAUGGGAAGUGCGUAAGAGCAAUCCUGGACCACGUGUACGAACAAAAAGUCUAACCAGUCCAACCAUGUCGGGCAAAUCAAGUCCAUUAGCUUGCGUAUGUCCGUCAGGAAAAUCAUCACCUUGUUGUGGUGCUGCUAUGGGUGAUGCAACAUCGCCACGCAAGAGCUUACGUGCAUGUGAUCCGCUUCCAAAGGGAGCUAUGCGUGUAAAUGUACGUGAACUGUUUGCACCAAACAAAGGUAGAUCCACAAGUGAAAGAUCUUCAGAUGCAUCUGAUCAAAAGAAGUGCAUGGAGAAUGAACCGGAACCAAAUGUAGAAGCAGAGCCAAUAGAGCUGCCAAAUAGGUGCCAUCAGUAUGCACAAACAGAUCUCGAGGAUGAUCAUUUGACAUUGGCAGAUAUCAGAAUAAAAGUCCAAAGAGAAGCUGAAGAACGACAAAUGGCUGAACAAGCCGAGCAGGAGCGUUUGCGACAAGAGGCAGAGUAUCAAAGGCGUCGCGAAAUGGAACAACAACAAUUGGAGAAGCAGCGUGAACAUGAGCGCUUCGUCGAAGAGCAAAAGCAACGUGACUAUCAGUCACAGUACCAACAAAGACAGGCAAAUGAGGAGUCAAAACAAAACUGGGAACAAACCCCUUUGUCAAAGAAAGAUAAUAUUAAACUAGCUAAUGGUAAUGGAUCUAACGCACUCAAUUCCGAAGCCACAUAUUUUGCUAUGCACCGCGAGCCGACUGCACUUGAGAUGACUGUGCAAAAACUGAAUCAGAUGGAAAACGAAAUACUUCAUAAAGAUGCCAAUAAAAUGGCCACACCGCCAACCACAGAACUUAAGAAAGUAGAACCGGUAGCUGACAACAAGGCGGUACCAAUGCCCGGAGCAGAAUCUUCCAAAAAAGCAGCUGCUGUGGCACCUGCACAAAAUGGUCCCCUUAAGUAUUCCAGCGUGCUGAACCGUCCUGCCACAGUGCGGCCUGUAACUUCAAAUGUAUCAAAGCCAUCAACAAUUCGUUCUUCAGUCAAUGUCGCCGCCGUGCAUAAGCCUGUCAUAUCACAGAAGCCCAACGCUAACACCAGCUUACGACGUUCCGCCACAACUGCUGCGGUCACAAAAACUGCACAAACACGUUCAUCAACUGGCGGUGCUGUUUUUGGAUCUGGCUCAGGUGCACGUCAAAUGGCGCCACGCCCGUCCAGCAAAACGGAACAAUAUGGUCCACCAACGCACGUUGCUUCAAGGUUGUCGGCGCGUUCGCGUACUAUGAUUGAAAUGCAGUCUAAGGAGCUAAAGACACCACGCGCCGGCCAAACACAACCGUCACAACGGUAUGCGCAAACAGCCGCGUCAUCGCGCAAAUCAUCCCGUGAAGAUAUUGGCAGCUCAAGCUCAACGCUCAAAGCCAGUAACGAACACAUAACCUCCUCUAGAAGUAGUAUAUCGCAAGGGGGCACAGCUGUGGUGCAAAUAGAUGAACGCCGCUCCGAACCAAAGCAGUUGCCUUCAGAUGCCAAUGACGGCUGGCUAACAGUGAAGAAUCGUCGACGCUCUAGCAUGCAUUGGGCCCAUCGCUUCAAUCAACCAACCGGCUAUGCCAGUCUUCCAACCUUAGCUCUAUUCAAUGAGCAAUUGGCGGAGAGUGAUGAGCAUCAACGUAACAAGAAAGCUGCAGCGAAGAAAUCGCCGGCGGUGGAAAACAACACAAACUGCACAAACAAAACGCAAGUCGCCGUGAAGCAACCGAAAGCGUUCAAGGCUUCAAAAGGCGAUGAAAAACCGUCGAAAAGUGCGACGCGUCCUGAGAUAAAGAAUGCCAAAGCAAAGGUAAAUUCACUGCCAACACAACGUAAAAACGCCCCAGCCGCUACCGCUGCUGCGCUAGUGCCCACAGCGCCACACAACGCUGUAGGUGCUAAUGGCUCUAGCUCAGCUCGCACCACGAAUGUGCCCACACGCGAGGCGAUUAUCAAACGACAAAAGUCUGAUUUGACAGGUUUGAAGAUGACAUCGCUGCACAAGGAGUAUAUGCGUAGUGAAAAGUAUGCCCAACGCAAGCAGAACGGACGAACCGGCUCACUGGAGAGUUCGACAGCCAAUUCGACGGAGACCGUAGUGGAUGCGAGUGAUGAAACUGCCGACAACGAAAAAGCUGCCGAAAACAUUGAAUCCGUCGAUCAAAAUAAAAUCGAUAUCAAAAUCCAAACUAAUCGUGAUUUUUCCAAAACCAUUGGCGAUCUAUACGAGAGUAUAGCGCAAACUGCAAAGGCUGCUAACUUUGGCUGCACUAAUAUAGAGUCCACUAGCGGCGCUUGCAAACUCUCUAGUUGUGAUGAGAGCGAGGAGACUUUCGCCAGCGAAACCGAUUGUGAUGAAGAUCAGCGCAUGUUGGUCGAAGAACAGGAAUCAUUGGAGCGGCAAAUUCGUGAAUUGGAGAAUACCGAAAUCGAUGUGGACACCGAAACAGACGAGACUGACGGCGAGGUGGCUAUGGACCAUGAACAUGAUUGCAGUGAAACUGUAGAUCAAUUACUCGAUGAUGCCUCCUCAAUUGCUUUUCUACCCACAGGCGAGGAUGGUGCCGAUUCCGACCUCAGCUUGGAAAUGCGCUACCACGCACUGCUCUCGGAGAUGUCGCGUGUGGAGCGUGAAGAAGCGUUAGCCACACUCCAAGCGUAUGUCGCGCGCCAUCCUGGUCGCGCGCAAGAGCUGCAUCAAAAACUUUCCUCGCCAUCGCGUCGACGCUCGCUACAGGAGACGCUCAAGAAGUACCAAGCGAAACAUACGCGCGCGCAACAAAAACGUGAACAGGUACAAAAGGAGAAAACCAUUAAAAUCCAACAACUGUUGGCGCGCGUGGAAGAUGUGAAAGCGGCCAAACGCCAACUGAUCGAGGAUAAGCGCCUACGGAUGGAGGAUAAAAUGCAACGCGCAGCGGAGAAUCGCGAACAGUAUUUACGACAAAUAGUAGAGAAAGCGCAUGACGAAGAGAAAAAGUUGAAAGAGAUAAAUUUCAUAAAAAAUAUUGAAGCGCAAAACAAGCGCUUAGAUCUACUCGAAUCGUGUAAGGAUGCUGAAGGUCGCUUGCAAGACUUGGAGCAGGAACGUCAGAAACGUCUGGAAGAGAAGGCGGCGCGUGAAGCAGCUGUAGAGCGGCGUCGGCAAGAAUUGGAGAAAGAGCGUCAGCGUAAAUUAGAGAAAAUGAAUGAGACGCGUUUGGAGAAAGAGCAACGCAUUGGCAAAAUGCAAGAGCAGAAAGAACGCCAGCGUCAAGCAUUAGCGCGUGAGAAAGCACGCGAUCGUGAAGAACGCUUGUUGGCGCGUCAAACUCAACAACAACAAACUACGGAAGAAUUGCAGCGUAAGAUAUUGCAAAAGCAACAGGACUCCGCGCGGCGACACGAAGAGAAUAUCGAGCAUAUACGUCAACGUGCGCUAGAGUUAACACUGCCCACCCGCAAUGUGGAUGAGAAUGGCGUGCAGCGCAAUGAGAACGGUGAAGUGAUUACUGAAGAUGGUGAUCUGUCGUCCACCGUGUCGGAUGUGGGCAGCCGCGAACAUACACGCGGCUAUAAAAAGAAACUUAAAAAAUUGAAACAACGCAUGGCCCAAAGCGCCGAGGAGUACAUGAAAGAACAGCAACCGGUGCCAUUGCAUAUGAAACGUGAGAGUCAGGUGCCGAAAUAUUUGAAUCUUGUGAGCAAAGGUGGCGGCUCUCAAGGUCUGGAGCGCGCUGUCAACCAGCUGCUGCGUCUCAUGAGCAAAGCGCAAGUAUUCGACUUUCAAUGUUUCCUGCUCAUGGACGGUCUCGGUGUUAUCACCACCAAUGUGAUUAGCAAAAGUAUGGAGGAGAACAAUGACAUUCCAAAAAGAGCUGUUGUGCUCGCUGUGCAACUGUAUCGGAACGCGUGUACGCUUUGCCCACAAAUUGCCCGACAUGCCAUACUGGGUAACACUUUAAGCGUAUUAUUCGAUGUAUUAUUCCAGAGCCUGCAGCUUCCCGAAGAAAAAUCACCGCAACAUCCUGUCGAGCUAUCCACUGAGUUAAUGCUCGCCUGCACGGUAGCCUUGUCGCCGUCCUACACGAAGAAGCACACCCACCCCAAAGUGCUGGAACGCCUACCGGAUCUGAUAAGUUAUGCCGUUAUAAUAGGUCUCAUUGAGAUCCUCUCGCGACGGUGCAUGAAAAUACGUGAAUGCAUUGAGAAUCAUCAAAGUGUGGUGCUCUCGUUGCUAGCCACGCUCGGCUUCUUAACACGUUUCAUUGAUGUUUGUCCGCCAGGACCCACAGAUGCGACGCGUUUCCUGAGCGCAGCAAAAUCCACUGAACUCUUUGGAUCGAUAUCAAUGCUCUAUGCGUGCGUCGUGCCAAUCGGUGAAUGCAUUCCACCGCGUACGGUUUCAUUAGCGGCAGCUACUUUUAAUUUAUUGGUCUCUAUGGCGGUGCUAGAUUUGUCGACAUUCCAGGAUGUUAUGUCCAGCGAAACGCUCUCUUUAAAAUUCCUCGAUGUUGUCACGAUUUUGCUCAAAUAUUGCGGCAAUAAAUGUUCGGCAGCCAAAAAUAGUGAAACACAAGCUGUGAUUAUUGAUCUUAUAGCAACAAUAGGUUUCCUUUGUGCCAACAACAAGAAGAAUCAAGAUCUACUCACCUCUGAACAAUGUUCCAUUAUAAUUAAGAGCUUAACCAAAUUACCUGAACAUUUGAAUGUGGUCGUUUAUCCCUGCUUGGUCACAAUAACGUUCCAAAAUGCGAAUGCUCGCAAUGUGAUAGCACGUGAUUUUAAUUUAGAAUUCCUGGAUGAAUAUAGUAAAUCCGAGAAAGCCAAGAAGAAUCACCUAAUUGCUUUGCUCAAGGAGAAGACUUAAAUGAGUGGCAUAUUUUUUCAAAAUAAAAUCGGAGCUUAGCAUUUUGCUAAAAAUUUAUACGCAAUAACACUUCACAAGUGUCAAAUGUGGAAUAUAUACAUAUAUAGCAUGAGCCUUGACUGCCCUUUUUAAAUUAAGAAAAAAAAAAAAAAAAAAAAAAUCAAAACAUAAAUAUCUCUCGAAAUUUUGUAAUGAAGAAAGGUCCUUGACUAUGCUACUUUUAAUAUUUAAAACACCACGUUUGUUAACACUUCAAGCUGAAACACACACGCUGUGAAAAAAUAAAUGAAUUAAUUAACUUAUAUAAUCACAUUAAUUUGAAUAUUAACAAGAAAAAA
Messenger RNA from Ceratitis capitata (Mediterranean fruit fly), 6247 nucleotides. RefSeq names its product calponin homology domain-containing protein DDB_G0272472 (gene ssp3). Lineage: Eukaryota; Metazoa; Arthropoda; Insecta; Diptera; Tephritidae. Bases 564 to 5909 code for a protein of 1781 amino acids. The transcript has 12 exons. The record is from RefSeq and is a predicted model, not a curated record.